UUCAGCGUUGGACGCCCGGAAGCCACGAAACGUCCCGACAUUUUACUUUCUGGGCAGGCGAUCCUAGAGCAUCACUGCGACUUUGUGAACGAGGACGGCUGUGUAAGCCUCGAUCCAAAAAAGGAUGCACAGUGCUUCGUGAAUGGACGUCCAAUCAAAAGUCUCACUAUACUGCACACCGGCUCACGCGUCAUUCUUGGCAACUACCACGUGUUCCGGUACAACGAUCCGCAGGAGGCUAGGCAAAGUCGGCACAAUUUAUCGUCUCUGAGCGGUAUGUGUUUAUGA
This is a messenger RNA of Cooperia oncophora, 288 nucleotides long. The record is from the annotation of a GenBank genome assembly. Lineage: Eukaryota; Metazoa; Nematoda; Chromadorea; Rhabditida; Trichostrongylidae.